Messenger RNA from Nasonia vitripennis (jewel wasp), 2854 nucleotides. RefSeq lists its product as uncharacterized. Bases 677 to 2548 code for a protein of 623 amino acids. Lineage: Eukaryota; Metazoa; Arthropoda; Insecta; Hymenoptera; Pteromalidae. The transcript is spliced from 12 exons. The record is from RefSeq and is a predicted model, not a curated record.
AAUAGUGUUCAUUAAAGAUCACUUUCAGACAUCUUUUUGACAUUUCCUUUAAGACUUAUUUUUUAGAAAAAAGUUUCAGAAAUAUCCUAUAUGAGAGCGCUUAAAGAUUGCUUUAAAGUAAUCAUAUUAGAUAUCUUUUAGAUAAAGUUGUGUAUGACAAUUUGAAACGCAUGCAUAGUUUUCUAAAAGUUGUCCAAACUGAUAUGAAAAAAGAUGACUUUCGGAGUUUCGGAGCGCGCUCCAGGCGCGCUCUCUCAGCGGUCGCCCUGUCUGCUACUCUUUUGAGGUUAUUUUUCCGCGAGUUUUCUUUUUGGCAACUUUUGGAAUAUCGCUACACCUCCAACGACUUUUUCCAAGAAAUCUUAAAAUGCGGACUGUAAGAGUUCUUAAUGUGUAUACUUCGAAAUUCCAUCGGCUUGUGAGGAGUGCGUUAGUGCAUUGUGAAAUAACACGGCGUUUUGCAUGGCGGAAUAAACAGUUUUUACAAUUAUUAUACGUAUAUAUCGUUGAAUGCUAACAGCUGCAUUUCUAUUGAUCAGUGCAUUUUGUGGAGUCCAGUACGCGGCUCAAGGCUUGGCUGAAGGUGUUUCGAACUCUACAUUUUUCAACAAUUUACAAAGAACAAUUUUAUCAUCAGUUCUAACGUCACUGAAUAUACAUCUGCAUAUCUGUUGUGAUGGAGAGGAAACAACAGAGAACUUAUGGGUCUUGUGCUCGCUCAAAACCAAAUAUUUUAACAGGAAGUAAGCGUCAUGGUAACCCAUCCACCCAGAAACAGGAAUCUAUCAACAAAGAAAACAUGACUCAGCUGACAAAUAAAAAGGCAAAAUAUGCGCAACAGUCGAUUACUCAGAAUUCUCAACAAGUGCCAAGAUCACAUAAUUCAGGAAACCAAGGAUCAGGUGGAUUAAACCCACAUACUGGCACCCCAUCAAUUGAAUCUCACUUUUCCUUAGGAGAGCAGCAAGCCAAUGGAAAUUCUGUACAAACUUUCAUUGACAAUUUGAAAAAUCAAGGUUCAAGUGAAUCAAACCCAGUUACAGAAAGCCCAUUAACCGCAUCUCACUCUUUCUCAGGAAAGCAACCUACCAGUAUACACUAUGUAAAAAAAAUUUAUUCUAACUCAAUGCAGUUAUUGACAAGUGGAUUCAUAGCCAAGGAUGGUGGAUAUGAUACAUCGAAUCAAAAAGUACUACCAUUAUGUCCAAAAAAAAGUGUGCCAAGAAACAGCAAGCCAGUUUCUACAGUGACGAAUAAUAUUUUAUCGAACGCAACAAACGCGCUACCAGUGGUCCCUCCUCCGACUACUUUUGUGCAAGAAGACUUGCAUACGCCUUAUAAUACAGGAAAAUCUAGUGUAACAAAAAAGAGUAAGCCAGCUUCUACAGUAACUACUACUAUUUCAAAUCAAAAUCAAACGAAUGCGCUACCAGUGGUCCCUGCUCCGACUAAUUUCGUACAAGACGAUUUGUAUUCAUCUAAUGAUAUAGGAAAACCUAUUGAUAUUGAAAAAGUACCGAUUUUCGUAGAAAAUCUAGAUGAUGGAGAGCUCAGCGCAGUCGAACCAGGACUUCUAGAUGGAGAUGAAGACGAUUUCUUGGAAAAGUAUCCUGCUUUCAUAGUGCCUAAACCUAAAGAAGGUGAAGACGCCGCCUCAGAUCUAGAGCAAGGAGGUGGAAGUGUUCAAGAUGAAGACCUGGAGCAACAUGAAGAUGAAUAUCAGGAACAGGAGGAACCAGCGGAGGAAAUUGUGCAUACAGAAAAUAAUGUGCAGCAAAAUAACGCACAAGAGCAAGAUGAGCAGGAUCCAGAACUGCAUGAACAAGAGGCUAUACAGCAACAGCAAGAAACUGCUGCACAUCAAUCACCACACAGGGACCAAGUUGCUGAUAAUGGUGAUAAUCGCCAACAAGAACCGAAUAGGCGACGUAGACGAAAUCACGAUCGCCUAUUACAACUUGAACAGCUGCAUCAUGAACAACAUGUAUGUUGUGCUCCUUGUCGUAUGAUUUUGCUACAUGUACUGGAGGGAAUCGAAUAUCUGCGGUCAAGAGCUGAUAUUGGACAUCAGGACAUCGGACUUAAUAAUGGUAAUUUUAGAAUAGAAGAACCAGUUUUCGAUAGACUUCAAAUGCUUCCAAUCGAUGACAGAAACGCUUUGUUAGAGUUUGACCAGCAUUUAGUUGAUCCAGCCCAUCGACAAACAAGAAUACAAUUUGAUCAAAAGAUUAGUUCAAUUGAUGGAACAGAUUUUAAAAAGUUGGUUCCUGUCAUUCUAGGAGAAAUCAUGACUGACAAUUUAGCAGAAAAUUGUACUUGGUUGAUCCAAAAAACCAAUAAAAGCGUCCUUAGCCAUUAUAAUUUUCCAAAAAUUAUAAUAAGAGUAAUUAAGGAUAAGCUCAACGCUCCUGAAGACCAGAUAAUAAAACGCAUGCAAAAAUGGUUGCAAAAGACUGGAGACCGCAAUAGAUACAAAGAACAACAAGCCAGGAGACAAGCUCAGUUAGAAAAUAAUAACGAGAGAAAUUUAUUUAAUCGUGUCUUAUGACUCCAUUGUCAUAACUAUUAAAAUAUUGUUUAUUUAUUUAAUGAUAUUUGCCUGAUGCAGUAUUUAUAGAUUACCAAAUAUUAUAAUGUAUCUGCUUUAAAUGUAGAUGCAUGCUACUUCUUUUGUAAAACUUAUUUUAAUAAGUUAGUACUAUUAUUUUCGAUUACUUUCGUAUAAAUUUAAUUUUUGUAACUUGAUGUGAUAACAUUAUGGCUGUCUGUGACAGUGAUCAAUGAUCUACGUACAAAUGUGCCUUACCAAUGAAACUAAAAAAUAAAUAUUCAUGUUUAAUUUUUUUAAUUAAAA